AUGUUCGAUACUAUUUCUCUAAAAUUAUUACUAUCUCUAUGUAUAUUUCUUUUUUCUAUUCAAUCAAUAUUAACACUUCGUUGUUAUGAAUGUAAAGAUUGUACGGAUGUAUCUUGUCCAUGUGAUAAUAUAGUUGAAGUUAAUGCAAAUGAAUCAUAUUGUAUCCUUGCACGAGAAAACUUCCCAAAUGGAAUUACUGUUGAGAUAAAACAUCUACCAAGAAUUUCCGCAACUCAUUAUGAAUAUACUCCAUAUUACAUGUCAGUCGGAGAAAUGAUUACUUAUAAUACAACCAUAGAUAAAUGGUCACAUGAAGCAUUUAAAAUAGUCUAUGCAUGUCAGACAGAUGGAUGUAAUCGACCCGAUUUAUUAAAAGAAUUACCAGCAAAUGGUUUAUCAUUAUCAUUACCUUCUGAUUGGCUUAAUGAAAAUCUUCUACGUAAAACAGAUGAAAAACUGACGAAUUGUUAUGUAUGUCCAGCUGCUACUUUUUGUAGUAAUAAACCAUAUUUUGUUGAUCCAGAUCAAUGUAGUAUUCAAGAAUGUGAAACUUGUACAAUCGAAGAAUCAUUUCAAAACGGUGAAACAACUCAUUAUUGUUAUACAUCGUUUUGUACCACUACGGGCUCUCAAAUACCUUCAGUUACUAUCGAGGCUGUUUAUUAUUUAGAUAACAAAGAAUUUCAAAUUAAUGAAACUGAUAUUAUCUGUCAUGGAGUCAAUUGUAGUCGUUUAGAAAUCUUUCGAGAUAUUAAAGAAAAAAUACAAAAAGAUUAUACUGGUAUCGAACCAUUUUUACCUGGAAAUCAUGUUAAUUCAAUUUAUUCAACAUCAAUGAGUAUUCUAUUAAUGAUGAUAUUUUUUCAAAAUUUGAUUUCUUAUUAG
This is a messenger RNA of Adineta steineri, 885 nucleotides long. Lineage: Eukaryota; Metazoa; Rotifera; Eurotatoria; Adinetida; Adinetidae. The record is from the annotation of a GenBank genome assembly.